AUGGCCAUUUCCAUUGUGAGAAGGAGAGGUUCUGAACUUGACAAGGUGCCUAAAGACGGUGGUCUGUAUAAUAUCCUCCUCCGACGGUCGCUCCCUAUCCCGCCCCUCCUUCUGCUGCUGAUGCUCAUUUUCGUCUGGUGUUCAUCUACUCUCGUAUCAGUUUCGUUCUUCCAUGUGUGCAUCUCAUCUCGAAAGCUCGACUUAUAUUGCGUCUCCGCCGGAACACGGCCUGAAUUCAGUGAAAUCGCAUUGCGCAGCAACAACCAUAACAACAACAACAACCAAAACUCGAAUGGUGGUGACAACAAUACCAAUGAUGCUGCCAUCGCGAUAACUGACAACAACACCAACACCAAAACCAACAACAACAAGAGCAGUGAAGACAACAAUGACAAUAGUGGUGGUGACAACAGUACCAAUGAUGCUGCCACCGCGAUAACCGACAACAACACCAACAACGACAACAACAAUAGCAGCAAAGACAACAAUGACAAUAGUGGUGGUGACAACAAUAGCAACGGAAACAACAACAACAGCGGCAAUAGUGACGAGAGUGGUUACACCACUACCAACAUCACGAACACCGCCGCAGCCAUCACCAACAAUAACAAUGACGACAACAAGAACAACAAUGAAAAUGGCAAGACCAGAGACAUUGAUUUUGAAGAAGUGGUCAUGAACAACCACAACAACAAAAACAUCAGUGAUGCCAGGAAAGCGGAGCUAGCAAAUGCUAUCAAGGUAGUCGAAGAACAGAUGCGAGCACUCCGUUCAUCUUCUAGGCUUGAAAGAAUUAGAACUCUUUCGAACCAAACAACAACAUGCGACGGAAGGGGGAUCUUCGUCUAUGAUCUGCCCCCCAAAUUCAAUAGAGACCUGGUAAACCAAUGCGGCGACAUGCUUCCAUGGAUGAAUUUCUGCAAGUAUUUAACCAAUGAUGCAAUGGGCGAGCCCAUUCCAGAGCUUGGCAAUGGUUGGUAUCAGACCCACCAGUACUCUCUCGAGCCGAUCUUCCAUUCAAGGGUCUUGAAGCACCCAUGUAGGGUUUACAAUGCAAGUGAUGCUAAGCUCUUCUACGUACCCUUCUAUGGUGGACUACACAUCCUCAGGUGGCAUUUCAACAAUGCUUCCAUUGAAAUCAAAGACAGGCUCGGGCUCGAUUUGAUCAGAUGGUUGGAGGCGCAGCCGACAUGGGCUCGGCGGGCUGGCAUCGAUCACGCCUUCGUAUUGGGGAAGAUCUCUUGGGAUUUCAGAAGGAAGAACAAGGACUCUUGGGGCAACAAUUUCUUAGAAAUCAACCAAAUGCAAAACCCAAUUAAGCUCUUGAUCGAACGGCAGCCAUGGUCCGUUAAUGACGUCGGGAUUCCGCAUCCGACCCACUUCCACCCACGUUCCAAUGACGAUAUCGCCGCAUGGCAAUUGAAGAUCACACGGUCGGAUCGUAAGAACCUCAUUAGCUUUGCAGGUGGGGCACGGCCAGAGGCGGUGGAGAACAUAAGAUCAGUACUGAUAAAGCAGUGUAAAUCUAGUGACGGGUACUGCCGGUUUCUCGACUGCAAUUCGAACGAGUGUGAAAAGUCCAUGUCAGUCAUUGAGCUGUUUAUGGAAUCGGAGUUCUGUUUACAGCCGCCCGGAGAUAGCCCGACAAGAAAGUCGGUGUUUGAUUCUUUGGUGUCGGGUUGUAUUCCGGUGCUUUUUGAUCCGUUUACAGCAUACUACCAAUACCCGUGGCAUUUGCCAAAGGAUUAUCGGCGGUAUUCGAUCUUUGUAGAUCAGGACGAAGUGAGGGAGAUGAAGGUGAAUGUGGUGGAGAGGCUGAAGAUGGUGUCUUUGAAGGAGAGGGAGGAGAUGAGGAGAUAUAUCGUGUAUGAACUCAUGCCGGGUUUGGUUUACAGCAAUUCGGAUUCAGGUAUUUUGAAAUUUGCAGAUGCUUUUACCAUCUCUAUUGAUAAUUUGAUCGAUCAUGUGAGCCGAAGAAUAUCCUAACUAUAGUUUUUUUUUUCUUUUUUUUUUUAAUAAAAUUUUCUGAAAUAUAAACAUGUAGAAGAAGAAGAGAAGAAUGUUUUU
Magnolia sinica is the source of this 2067-nucleotide messenger RNA. RefSeq names its product probable xyloglucan galactosyltransferase GT20. NCBI's taxonomy places the organism in Eukaryota, Viridiplantae, Streptophyta, Magnoliopsida, Magnoliales, Magnoliaceae. The transcript has a single exon. Gene Ontology annotation, molecular function: glycosyltransferase activity. The record is from RefSeq and is a predicted model, not a curated record. The coding region runs from base 1 to 1986 and encodes 661 amino acids.